AUGUGUUUUUUUUUUUUUUUAUUAUGUGCAUAUGCCGCCAACAGCUCCUCGGCCGAGGAGGCCGUGGGUGAGCUGGAUCUGCUGCUCACCGGCGGCCGCCUCACGCCCCACAACAAACAGGUGGUGGAGGCCGCGUACGCGAGCGCGGGGCUCAAGGGGGCGCAGCAGGCGAUCUUGCUGACGCCCGAAUUCCAGACCCUCGGGUCGCCGCAGCCGAACGGCACCCGGGAGGACCAGGCGGAGGAGGAGUCACACACGCCAGACUCGUACAAGGCGGUGGUGAUGCUGUUCUUGCACGGCGGAGCGGACACCUACAACCUGAUCGUGCCGAUCGGGUGUCCACUGUACAACGAGUAUGCAGGGGCGCGCACGAACAUGGGGGUCAGCCAAUCGGCCCUCCUACCCACGACGACGACGGGACAGGUGUGCAGCUCGUUCGGCGUGCACCCCGCCAUGCCCUUCCUGCACCAGCUCUACGACUCGCGCAGGCAGGCCGCGUUCGUCAGCAACGUCGGCGCCCUGGUGGAGCCAACCACCAAAGAGAGAUGGAAGAACGGCGAGGCGGACCGGUGCCUGGGCAUCUUCUCCCACAACCACCAGCAGAACGCUGCGCAGACGCUCAAGUGCCAGGAGGCGGGCGCGGUGCCGAGGGGUGUGGGCGGCCGUGUGGCGGACGUAUUGGCGUCCGUGCACAAGAAGACAGUCGCCUCGUUCUCCGUGUCAGGCAUCUCCACCUGGUCCGUGGGGUUCAACACCAGCACCGAGAUCAUCCACCCAGAGAAGGGCGCCAUCCGCUUCGAGAAGUUCCAAGACUAUGCCAGCAGCAUUCAGUCGAUCACCCAGCAGAGGUACGGUAACGUUUACUGCGAGGAGUACGCGACGUCCUUCGCGGACCACAUCAGGAGCAGCGAGGAGCUGGGGACUCUCUUCGACCAGAUCGAGCUCGAGACGGUGGAGACCUACGAGACGGAGACGCGGUGGCCUCAAAGCUCGUCGAUCUCUCCCUGCCCGUCCCGUAUAUCCUCGACCGGCCUGGCUCCCCUGGGGUGA
Molecule: messenger RNA, 1050 nt
Organism: Prorocentrum cordatum
Lineage: Eukaryota; Dinophyceae; Prorocentrales; Prorocentraceae
Source: the annotation of a GenBank genome assembly